AUGCCCAGUCCAACCAAGAAACGGAAGCUCAAUAACGGCACCAAAUCAACGGCACCGGCUAGAGGUCUUGAGUAUUUCUUUUCAAAGCAAAAACAAAAUGGAGCAGAGUCUAGCAAGAAGCCGAAGCUAGAAGAAUAUAAUGGUGCAUCAAGUGAUGUGCCGGCGGAAAUGACCGAUGAGGAAUUGGCUAGGAAGCUCCAGGCUGAAUGGAAUCAAGAGGUUGCCAAUACUCCGCACGCCGCGCUCCAGGAACAAACUCUACAACUUCCGAAUAAGCACAAUGUGUCAAUAUCCCGAGAUGAAAGCCCAAGUCCAACAUCGACCAAAUCUAAACCAUCCAUUUCUCUCCCAACGGCUUUGAACAAGCCCAGUACGGAUAACAAGGCAAAGCCCACACUUGGCCUUCAAGCUGCGGGUAUGGCUGAGGAUACAACAACGACUUCGAUACCUUUUGACGAGUCGCCUCUGACGUUCGACCCAGCCGAAUAUGUGGAUAAAUUGAAGGAACAUUGGGCCUCUGAAGGAGGCAAUGCAUCAUAUGCAUUGCUCACUCGCUGCUUCAUUCUUAUCAACGGUACCACAAGUCGAAUCAAAAUCGUAGACACACUUGUGAACUGUUUAAGAGUUCUUAUCGAGGGUGACCCGGCAAGUCUCUUACCAGCAGUCUGGUUAGCAACCAAUGCCAUCUCGCCUCCCUAUGUCUCAAUGGAACUAGGGUUGGGUGGUUCAGCGAUAUCCAAAGCGUUGCGGAACGCCUGCGGGCUUGAUAACCGGGCUCUGAAAGCUAUUUAUGAUAAAUACGGUGAUGCUGGAGAUGUAGCCUUCGAGGUCAAGAAGAAACAAAGCUUCACACUCAGGAAACCAAAGCCCCUAACAAUCAAGUCUGUUUACGAGUCUUUGGUAAAGAUUGCCAGUAGUCAAGGACAGGGCAGUGCAGAUACCAAGCAGAGAAUAGUCGAUCGUCUUCUUCAAGACGCCCGUGGUGGAGAGGAGAGCAGAUUUGUUGUGCGAACUCUUUGUCAACAUCUUCGUAUCGGUGCUGUCAAGACAACAAUGCUGAUCGCAUUAUCACGAGCCUUCUUACUCUCGCGUCCAACAGGGUCCGAUUUUUCUCUAAAGUCGGUGACCGAUCUAGCCAAACUCAAGAAAGAAGAUCUGGCCGAAGUUUGGGGUCGGGCUGAGGAAAUAGUCAAGGCUUGCUUUGCAAGACGUCCAAACUAUAACGAUCUUGUCCCAGUACUUCUUGAGAUUGGUAUUUCCGAGGAACUACUAAUACGAUGCGGCCUUACUCUCCAUAUUCCUCUACGUCCAAUGCUUGGGAGCAUUACGAGGGACCUAUCUGAGAUGCUCACAAAACUACAGGGAAGAGACUUUGCCUGCGAAUUCAAAUACGAUGGCCAGAGAGCCCAAAUACACUGUGACGAGAAUGGAAAAGUCAGCAUCUUCUCUCGGCAUUUGGAAGUCAUGACAGAUAAAUAUCCCGACUUGGUCGAGUUGAUUCCGAAGAUACGUGGAGAGGGUGUUGAUAGUUUCAUCAUGGAAGGUGAAGUUGUGGCCGUUGACCGCGAAACUGGAGAACUCAAAAAUUUCCAGACACUCACAAAUCGAGCGAGGAAAGAUGUUGACAUCGGAGCUAUUACGGUGGAUGUCUGCAUGUUCUCGUUCGAUUUGAUGUACCUAAACGGACAGCCACUGCUGGAUCGGCCGUUUCGAGAGAGGCGGGAACUUAUACGAUCGCUAUUCAAAGAGAUACCACACCAUUUUACCUGGGUCAAGAGCCUUGAUGCUACUUCUGCAGAUUCGGAGUCUGUUCUUGAAUUCUUCAAAGCUGCCACAGAUAUCAAGUGCGAAGGGAUCAUGGUGAAGAUCCUUGACAAUUUACCUUCAGUGCCGUAUUUAGGAGACGGAGAAGAAGAGGGACCAGAAGCAUCUGACAGAACAUUGACACCAAGAUCAAAGUCGAAAGGAAAAGGGAAGUCGAGGGGCAAGAAAGAUGAAAAUGGAGAGAAGGUGAAAACAAGACGCAAACCCUUACUGGCGACGUAUGAGCCAGAUAAGCGACUUGACUCUUGGCUCAAGGUCAAGAAAGACUACAACUCAAGUUUUGACACACUUGAUCUCAUACCUGUCGCUGCCUGGCACGGACAGGGACGCAAGGCGAAAUGGUGGUCGCCUAUGCUUAUGGCUUGUCGCAAUGAGGAGACAGGAUCUUUGGAAGCUGUGUGUAAGUGCAUGUCUGGGUUCACGGAUAGCUUCUACAAGGCCAACCGGCAAUUCUAUGACGAUGGCGAAGAGAGUGGCGAGCCCAAGAAUACGAGAACUACCCAGCCCAGUUUUGUGGAAUAUUCGGGUCCAAGACCCGAUAUCUGGUUCGAGCCACAGGAAGUGUGGGAAAUGGCGUUUGCGGAUAUUACGCUGAGUCCAACCUACACUGCUGCGAUUGGGCUUGUGAGUGAAGAAAGAGGGUUGAGUCUGAGGUUCCCAAGAUUUAUGAAGAAAAGAGAGGAUAAGAGUCUUGAAGAGGCCAGCACAAACGAUUUUUUGGCUGGUCUUUGGCACAAGCAAGAAGCCAAGGCUGCUUCGAAGAAAGAGAACAACGACGGGGCAAAGGCACAAGGAGAAGACGUAGAAGAAGCCGAUGAUUAG
Molecule: messenger RNA, 2646 nt
Organism: Fusarium venenatum
Lineage: Eukaryota; Fungi; Ascomycota; Sordariomycetes; Hypocreales; Nectriaceae
Product: ATP-dependent DNA ligase
Biological process (GO): DNA repair; DNA recombination; lagging strand elongation
Cellular component (GO): nucleus
Molecular function (GO): DNA binding; ATP binding; DNA ligase (ATP) activity
Source: RefSeq, a predicted model, not a curated record